AUGACAUCCCAUCUUGCCGCUGGCCCUCCUCUGGAAAUCAGCUCCCACGAUCAUCUUAUUCAGGAAUACAGAAAUGACAUCCACAGCCAUUUCAUCCAUCUAGACCACCUCUUCAGGCAGAGGCCCAGCCCGCUGCCUCUCCAGCCCCAGUUCCAGCCCAACAGGCUCGCCCUGCUCAACUCCAUCUUCGACGUGGUGGUAAAGCUCUCCUGGUCCUACGCCACCUUCUCUCUCGCCGUCAACGUGCUCGACAGAUACCUGUCCAAGGCCCUCGUGCUGGAAAAAAACUACAAGCUUGUUGGCUACUGCUGUCUCUGGAUUGCGUUCAAGUUCAACGAAAACAAGCCCAAGGGCAAGCUCGUCAACGCGCUGAUCAAGCGCGCAGGCUACGACCUCGACAGGAAGACAGACUUCCUCAGGCUCGAGAUGGACAUUCUGUCGGCGCUCAAAUGGGACUUGUCCAUGCCAUCGGCAGACUACUUUGUCAACUUCUACACAAGCAGCUCACAGCCCAACCUGAAAGAAAGAACGGAGGGAGCCAUCUUCCUGUGCGAGCUCGCACACUUCGACAGAACCCUAUUCUAUUCGUAUUCUCCUAGUUCUAUCGCGGCAGCAUCCAUCAUGCUGACCAACGCUGCUCUCACGGGCACCGCCGACAAGCUGGGCGAGCUGCAGCACGGUUUGCUCCACCAGGUGCUCGCGGUGCCGUCUUCCGUGAGGGCCAAGUACUUCAAUUCUGGCAACCGGAUCAUCACCCACCUAACGAACCUGGCCACCCAGGUGCUCCACAAGGCCAGAGGUUUGGACCAGCAGUACGUGAGCUACUCGCCGCACCACGCGUCGCCGGUCCAGGAGCUCGUGCUGUAUCCAAACCUGCCUAUCUCGCCAAUAGCAUCCCCCAUCCACCAGCACCACCGUCAUUCUCAUGCGAGGUCGCAGUCGCUCACGGCGCUGCGGUCGCUGCACAUCGACACCGCCUGUCUCCCCACGCCCGGCACGACGCCGGUUUCGUCUGCCGCGGGCGCCAGCCAAGUUACUCCGGUUGAAGUGCCGCUGGACCUGGACGAGCGCAGUGCCAAAAGAAGGCGCUGCCAGUAG
Molecule: messenger RNA, 1098 nt
Organism: Ogataea angusta
Lineage: Eukaryota; Fungi; Ascomycota; Pichiomycetes; Pichiales; Pichiaceae
Exons: 1
Coding region: 1-1098 (365 amino acids)
Biological process (GO): mitotic cell cycle phase transition; regulation of cyclin-dependent protein serine/threonine kinase activity
Cellular component (GO): nucleus; cyclin-dependent protein kinase holoenzyme complex; cytoplasm
Molecular function (GO): cyclin-dependent protein serine/threonine kinase regulator activity
Source: RefSeq, a predicted model, not a curated record